CUCUCACACAUGACCGGGGACUUCAAGGGACAAGAAACCAAAAAAAAGUCUCUAGAUCAAGGUUUUCCCGCGCUGGGCAGCUUGACCUCCAAUUGUCGGUGAAGAAAGGCGCCACUAUGACUCCCUUUCCUGCAGCACGGGAACAGGGCGUUGAUUUUUUUUUUUUGUUCCUUUUUUUCCUUGGUCCAAUGGUGUCACAUACGGGCCGUGGAGCUAUCGGGCAGGUGGACAGAAAGCAAUAUGUCACGCACGUACCCGUUUACGAUUUGGAAAAAAAUGGCUGGCGUCACGAUGCUUGCCAGCUCCGACGCGGGGCCGUUUUAUUUUUCUCGAAGCUUGCUGAGCUGACUGGCGGUCUCGGCCCGGGGAUCUCAUGCAGAAUCAACUUUUCUGUACACCCCGGGUAUUGUCUCACAUGAUGACGAACCUACGGACAAUGGUAAACCGAGGAGCUGGUCAAGCCGGUCUAUCAUCGCUGGUGCUAUGCAUCGGAGUCAUCGAAGUACUAAUCGAUUCAUACCCAUGGAGCGCACUAGUCUAGGGCUCUACCGCCAUUGUGAGUAAAUUGAGGCAUUUGUGCCUUGGUCUAGGGUUCACCGACAUAACGGCACAAUUCUUGGAGCAUGGGUAGCAAGAAAUUGCGAGCGAAUCCAUAUCGAUACCUAGGAGCCAAUUACAACAUUGUAGUCAUCGUGAAAGAAGCGCAGGUUUAUCACAUGGUGUUUCUGCGGGUUUUUGUUUGGACUCGAAUUGUCUCUUUUUCUCUCUCUCUCUUUUUUUUCUCUUUUUUUUUCUGGUUUCCUUUCCCCCUCUUAAGCGGAGAAGGCCAAAGCGGCAUAACGGCCGCCGCGCUGGUUAAUCUCAAAUCGGCCCCCAUUGGGCCCCCAUCAGAUCGUCUUCGCUAAUGAUCUUGCACGCCUCAGGGUUCUGAGUCCCCGUCAAACUUGUAUCGACUGGGUCAUGAGUAAUUGACGUUCAGGGGAUCACGAGCUGCAAACGAGAUCGCUAAACAAAACAUAUGCAGUAAAGCAACCAUAUAUCGGUGUCCACUUGAUAUUAUCGACGUAACCAACAGGGCAUCAAUCCAUGGGUAGUUGGAUUCUCCAUACAGUUGUCGGCAGCACCCGCUAACCAGUCGCCAGGCAUGCCCCAGUACUUGGGUAUGCAAGUGUUGCUACCAACAUGAACUCAUCUAUCCGGACCCCACGACGCAAGGGAAGCCGCCACGCAUUGGCUCCCGCCCCCAACCGACAUGUCUUUUGGUCGCAUAGAUGCGGCCACAUGGAUACCGUACCUACGUCAGCCACCAUGAGAAAGGAUGGCGAGUAAACUAGAGAAAAAAGAAGGGGUUAAGAAAAAAAAAAAGAGACCAGAGAACAAAAGAGCUAACGUUCCAGAAACACAAGCCUCGGGUACGCUAAUGGUGGAUGCAUGCCACUUUGAUCGGUCAACUCUCGUGCUGGAUGGUUACAUAGGUAAUUGCAUAAGGUACUAUGGCAAAUACUACCAUCUUGGGCGGGAGAUGCAUGUUAAGAGUCGUACCAUAUGCCGUCGCACACCAUACACUUGUUGAGUACAGUACAUUGCAAUGGUGUGCCAUGUUGCACACGAUAGGCCUUGUUCCUCCCGCAUGGAGGGGGUUGUACCAGUCCAACUCUUUUGCACGAUUGUCUUCCCUGUCAUGGUUUAGCGUCGUUUGCUUUUUCCUUUGGGGAAGAUGGCACAUACAUUCCCGCCAAGCGCCAAGAGGUGGGAGUGCAGGCGGGGAAAGGGUGAGCGAGAAGGAGGGUGAGAAAUUGAGGAAUAAAAAAAAUAUCGCUCUGUCUAAGGGUGGGAUCUUCGUCGGGAUCCCUUGCUCCCUGGGCUUGUCGAGGCCCUCGUCGCCAUCUCCCGCCUGAACCAAUCAGCGGCUGCAGACGGUAGUGAGCGCGUAUGCUCCUAUUUUGGGCGUCAAAAAGACUACAUGCCGUCCCAUUCCCGACUUUUCGACCAAUGGAGGAGAGGUUGGUAUUAUCGGCCAUGUUCGGAGCAUCUGGUCGUCUCGUCGGCCCUGGCCAAUGACUGAGGACCGUACCAGGACAUGUAUGCUUGACCAACCAACCAGCCUUGGGAAUUUUCCCCGGGGUCUUGUUGCCGCUCUUCUUCGCGCUGGCUGCAUCCCGUAUACGCCUACUCGGCGGUUGCGCCAGGCCACCUUUGUCGGCUAUUAUUAUUACUAUUAUCAUUGCGACCGGAAUGGAUUUAGAUGGGGCGACUAAAGGGUUUACCCCCCUUUGCACACCUUCCCCCCAACCAUCCAGCCACGGCGGGCUCUCUUCGAAAGCAAGCUCAAGCCUAGAGUAACAGAUAGGUUGAGAGAGAAAGAGAGAGUGGACCCCGUCCCUGUCCUUUGGAGCAAAGACCACACCCCUAGCUAUUCAUACCUACCCAAUAACUCUCCCAUAUCACACCGUUAUUUUUCUCAUCUCUUCACCAGGUGUUCCCCGCCCACGUACAGUUAGUUCACUGCAUCGCUUGCAGUCGAGCACACUAUCACCGUGUGAUGGCGUCCCAUGCAUGAUGCCGGGGCCGUAACCAAGCUGUGAACUUUGUUCGGCGCAUAGCCGUGAGAGUUAAACCACUCAACUUUUACUCCGAUCCAUCCAUACCAUCCAUACCAUCUAUAACGCACAUACCUACACUACCUAUACAUAUUGGACUCAGGGCUCCCACACCGGUCCACUCAACCACCUUCUCCCCUUUUUGCGACCUAGUGUUGACUGCCAGGUGCUAGCAAUAGGUAUCGGGCUUUGCUUUUGUUUGUUUGUUUAGUCUGGUUUUGUUUCUUCUCAAACUCUCCGCAACGUCUAUCAGUACAGCAAGAUAUCCAGUAUAACCUCACGGUUUAGACACUAAAUCUGUCUAUAGGGCUGGCAUUGUGUCCAUAGCCCUGCCGGUGGCGGCCAAACAACAACUACCUCCGAUUGCUAAUAUACGACCGUAGGUCGUGCAAAAGUGAUGGCUUCAGCAGUUCGCUCGAGGAGCGGAAGGCCGCACCAGUUGCAGCCAGAAAUGCUCCAGAAGCCUCAUCUUCACGAGGCCUUCUUUAGUCUAAAAAAUGCACCUCAAGAAAGGCCUCUCUCGGUAGCUACCGAGUUUAUGGAGUCUGACUUUGACGACGACGAGAUUCUUAGCGAUGUUGAGAAUGGUGAUAACUCACCUAGAUUGAGUGUCAACUCGUCUGGCCAACCAAGUUUUACAACACUUUCAUCAUAUGAUGAGGUCCAGACCCCAAGAACAACGCAUGCUAGAUCAGCGUUCCACUUUGACACGAGCUCGCUGAAGCAAGUUGAAGGGCCGAGAGGACCACAUCUUUUCAGGAGUGGAAGUAUUUCUUCACACUCGAUGGAAUACCAACAUGCACUUUCCUUGUCGCCAAUUACACCAAAAGUAGCAACGCAAGGGCAGCUACCAGUCACGUUAGAUCUCACACCACUGCCGAACAAGAGACGCACGCCUGGUCCUUUCAAAUUCACUUCCAGGGACCUCGACACAUGCGACCUGGCCAACUGGAGUCCCGAGAUGGUUGCGCAGCAGAUGCUCGACUCGGGCAUCGAAAUGAACCUGGCUGAGAAGUUUGUGGAAAAUGACAUCACCGGUGCUAUCCUCAUCACUCUUAGAUUUGAGGAUCUCGUCGAGCUGGGCAUACAAUCCUUUGGAGCCAGGACCAAGAUAUGGAACGAGAUGCACAGGAUGAUGAACAUCCGUGCCGCCUCGCCCAGGCCUGAGACACCGAUCGAGGAUGAGCCGGACAAGGAGGUCAGGAGAGAACAGCGCGAGACCGAUGGUGCCGACAAGCCAAAGCGCAAGCCUAGCAGGAGGAGAAAACCCAGUCAGGAGGACAUCAUCUCGCCCCUCGAGUCCGUCUCCAUUGUUGGUAUCGAGCAGAUGAUGCCCAAGCCGCACCACUGCAAGAAGGGAGAGAACUGCUCCAAAUGGAGGCGCAACCAACGUAUGAUCGAGGCGUUCAAGAAGGAUCACCCCUUUGUCGACAUGGAAAAGGGCGGAGUCAUCAUGGUCGCUGGCGACCCUGGCAACCCGUUGACGGCCGAAGCCCUCAAUCACCGGGACCCAGAGCCUUACCGCCCAACAUCAGAUGCUAUCCCCUCCGUUGUUGGCAUGGCGUCCGUGGUGGCGUCCUCGGACAUUAUGGGAACCGACGGGAUACCGCCACUACAAUACCUGCAGGAGGCGUCUCUACGUAGUAUUCAGUCUCGGGAUCCGCAAGACAACGUGAGACAGUUCCUCAACUUCCAAAACAACCUGGGCGCUGGGUCGAGUGAAGUACCCCCGACGCCACCGUUUGAGCUCUACCCUCAACAACACCACCAGCCCCGCGAGGCCCUGCGGGCUCUCCCGAAGCUUUCCAUCCCCGGCCAACAGCCAAAGACGUUUUUGCAUCCUCCCUCGGCUGUCACGCCUCGGGUACCGCAACAUCAGUACCAUGAGCGCAGCAACUCGGCCGGCUCCACGCCAGAAGCCACACCGACCGCCAUCUACCGCUUUGGCACCCCCUUCUCGGACAUGGACGUACCCGUCACUGCAGUGCCUCUCGGCCCCGUGGCCCGCGACACGUCCCAGUCUGUCCCCCCUAAUAUGAAUUUCAGGUCGCCCAUCGCCGGGCCCCAGCGCUCUGCCUCGCGUGCCUCCCGGCGACCUUCGUUCCCCGUGAUGCCAGCACUGGCAGAAAACCAGGUGACCAUCAUCGAGUCCCCACCGCGGAACAAGCCCUCGUCGCCGCUCAGGGGUGGCGCGGCCAAGACUCAGAGGCAGAUACAGGCGCCACCGCGGGUGCAAUACCCGUGGAGCACGGAGCGCGACUUUGAAAAGGCAAUCGCGCCCGCUCCCGGCUCUGCCCUGUCGUCGACGGGCACAGCCACGGUCGUGAGCCGGGUCGGCACCUCGCACGACGCCGAGGGCGUGACGCACGCCGGCACCAUGCGCAAGCGCAAGACGCGCAUGCUCCGCCACGAAUGGCACGAGCACUACUUCACGCUCAAGGGUACCCGGCUCAACAUGCACCGCGACGCGGCAGACGUCGGCCGCACGCUCGAGUACGUCGACAUUGACGACUACGCCAUCGCCUGCUCUACCCUCGCCGGCGGCAAGCUCAACGCCGCCUUCCGCGCCAUGAACAUCCGCCGCGGCAGCGCCGGCGACGACGUCGGCGCCUUUAGCUUCCAGCUCAUCCCGCAAGACCCGCGCGGCGGCGUUCGUCUGCUGCGCAAGCGUGAGAGUCUCAACCCCGCGGCACCCACCCCGCCGCCAGGCGAGGGUGUCAACGGAACUGGCAAGCCCCACCACUUUGCCGUCAAGGGCCGCGACGACCGCAUCGACUGGAUGCGCGAGCUGAUGCUCGCCAAGGCGCUCAAGCAGAAGGGUGAGGGCUUUGAGGUCAGCGUGAACGGGAACAUGAUUUGAAUCUCUUUUUUAUCGUCUGCUUUCUUUUCGGCUCAUUCAUUUACUCAUAAUAUCCCUAUUUGUUUUCCGGUUGUUUCUGAAUUUUGUCAAUGAUACCUCAUGGGGCUUGGAAUGGGAAGCCCUGUCACUCCUUUGCCACUUCUCGACAUAUAUACUUGAGCAUUUUCAGGCCCGUUUCUUCUUUUUUUUUUUUUUUUUUCAGUUCUCUUUCCAUCAUUUGGUGCUGUUAAUCAGCGACUACCCCUGGGAUUUCCUUUUUUGAUUGGGCAUAUAAACUAUAGCAGCACUGCCAACGGUGACAAAAAUGAUGAACACAUG
This is a messenger RNA of Pyricularia oryzae 70-15, 5778 nucleotides long. RefSeq lists its product as uncharacterized. The transcript has 3 exons. The coding region runs from base 2998 to 5460 and encodes 820 amino acids. Gene Ontology annotation, molecular function: protein binding. NCBI's taxonomy places the organism in Eukaryota, Fungi, Ascomycota, Sordariomycetes, Magnaporthales, Pyriculariaceae. The record is from RefSeq and is a predicted model, not a curated record.